Messenger RNA from Crotalus tigris (Tiger rattlesnake), 6934 nucleotides. It is a transcript of the gene KCP, whose product is annotated as kielin cysteine rich BMP regulator. Bases 17 to 6019 code for a protein of 2000 amino acids. NCBI's taxonomy places the organism in Eukaryota, Metazoa, Chordata, Lepidosauria, Squamata, Viperidae. Gene Ontology annotation, molecular function: protein binding. The record is from RefSeq and is a predicted model, not a curated record. The transcript is spliced from 42 exons.
UCCCCGGGUGGGCGUCAUGCGGGGCUGCUGGCAGCUGUGGGCGCUGCCCUGGGCGGCGCUGGCCCUGCAGGGACCCUCCUGGACGGGCGCCGGGACCCCCGAGGGCACCGGGUCGGCGCGCCGGGACUUCGAGGACGACGUCCUUGACCUGCUGGAGGCGCUCAACAUCAGCCGCUCGGUGCCAGGCGUCAGCAAGACCCAGGGUCCCGAUCCGGGCAUCCCGGCUUGGAAGUUCCGCCGACGGGUGCCCGUCCUGACUCUGCCCUGGGAUUACUCCGUCUACCUACUGUCCACGGUGCAAGCCGCCCUCGGCUUCCACUUCGUGGCCCGCCAGAACCCCGGAUCGGAGGGGACGCUCAUCUCCCUGGCCUCCCCGGCAGCCUCCAAGCGGGACGGGCAGCCCCUCCUGCAGCUGGCAUCCAGCACUCAGGCGGACCAGUUACGGCUGGCGUACCGGGCAGUGCAUAACAUGGAGCCGGCCUCGCUGGUCUUCCCCGGAAGCACCCCGUUUGCCCACGGCCGCUGGGCGCAGCUGGCCCUGAACCUGGAGCCACGGCGCAUCUCCCUCUACGUGGACUGCCAAGAGCCCUUCAUUUUUGAGAACCGCCGUGGGGAGGAGCUACUCAGCCUCCUCUUGCCCCUCGACCUGCAGAUCACCUUUGCCAGUUUGGCCGGAGACGAAUCCAGCAAGUUCCUGGGCUCCUGGCAGACGGCCGAGAUCUCCCCCCAUGGCUUCCCCCACCGCCCCUGGCACUGUGAGAACCUGCUGGAGCUGGACCUGUUCUCUCUGCCCUACGGUCUGUCUGAGAACCAAUAUCUUGAUCACCCAGAGGAACCUUCUCUGGAACUGGAUUCCUUGGCACCCUUUGAGCCGUCGGCCCUGUCAGAAACCCACCACUACCAACAAGAGCCCAGCCAAGCAGAAUUGCCACCCCUGGGAUCCGCGAGGUCUGGUGUGGCCAGCCUGGAAGACCGGAUCCAGAGGCUGGAGGAGCAGGUGGAGGGACUGGGAACCAUGCUGGAUAUGGUGAAGGAGCAGAAUUCCGACCUGCGGAGCCGGCUGAAGUUCCUUGAAGGAUGCGAGUGCCGGCGGGUGACCUGCUCUGCAGAUGGGCAGCACUACGAGGAGGGGGCUUCCUGGGACCGAGACCCCUGCACCUCCUGCGUGUGUGCGCAGGGCAAGGUCGAGUGCCAGCUGCAGCCUGACCGGAUGCACUGCCAGGGUUGUGUGAACGGAACCGCGAGACACGAACACGGGGAAGAGUGGACGCCCCCCACGGACCCCUGCCUGAGGUGCAAAUGUCAGGAGGGCAAUGCCAUCUGCCAACGGAGGCAGUGUGCCAGUCUGUGCCGCCACCCUGCCCGCCCUCGCCCCGGCACCUGCUGCCCCGUCUGUGACGGUUGCCUUUGGGAAGGACGCGAGUACCGCAGUGGUGAUGCCGUGCAGUCCCAAGACCGCUGCAAACACUGCCGGUGUGGGGCUGGCGAGGUCUCCUGCAGGCAGGUGAGCUGCCCACCUGCCCUCUGCAGCCAUCCAGGCAAGCACCCAGAGCAGUGUUGCCCCACCUGCGACGUCUGUGAAUUUGAAGGACGGUUGUACCAGGACAGAGAGACGUUCUCGCCUGCCGAGGGAGGCCCCUGCCUGCAGUGCCAGUGCUCGGAUGGGCAUGUCCGGUGCCAGGAGGAAUCCUGCCCCCCAACGCCAUGUUCCCAUCCCCUCCAGGACCCCAAACGCUGCUGCCCGGUGUGCACAGUGUGUGUUUUCGAGGGCCUGGAAUUUGAAGAUGGCACCGAGUGGGCGCCAGCAGGCGAUCCGUGCAGAGCCUGCACCUGCCACCAGGGGGAGACGGUGUGCCGUGCUCUCCAGUGCCCCCCUGUCGCCUGUCAGCAUCCAGCCCGGCUUCUCGGUUCCUGCUGCCCCCAAUGCCACCAGUGUCUCUACAACCAGCGCCUCUACAGCCACGGCCAAGAAUUUGCCGAUCUGGACAAUCCCUGCCAGAAUUGCCAGUGCAAGGGGGGCACCGUCCACUGCUCACCCACCGUCUGCCCACCCGUGACCUGCCCCCACCCAGAGCGGAGGCCUGGAUCCUGCUGUCCUACCUGCCCAAGCUGCCUUCACGAGAACCAGGUGGUACCAGACGGGGAGGAAGCCCCCAACCCGCUGGAUCUGUGCCAGGCCUGCGUCUGCUCCGGGGGGGAGCUGGUCUGCACCCCACGGAAGUGCCUGGCUCCCCUCUGCGCCCACCCCUUGCCGGGCUCCUGCUGCCAAAACAACUGCAAUGGCUGCAGCUACACCGGAAAGGAGUACCCCAACGGAGCAGAAUUCCCCCACCCCACCGACCGCUGCCGGCAAUGUCAUUGCAUCAACGGCCACGUGCAGUGCCUCUCCCACCGCUGCCCACCCCUGCUCUGCCCCGAGCCCACCGUGAGACCCCAGGAGUGCUGCCCCCAAUGUCCAGCCCCUCCAGCUGGCUGUCUGUACCUGGGGGUCUCCUACCAACACCUGGAGCGGUUCUACGACCCGUCGGAGAAAUGCCGCAACUGCGUUUGCGCCAACGGCACCAUCACCUGCCAGCGCCAGCCCUGCGCGCCGGUCCUGUGCUCCCACCCGCUGCAGCAGGGGUGUUGCCGCUCUUGCGAUGGCUGCCUCUACCAGGGCAAGGAGCUGCCCAACGGGGAGCAGUUUGCGGACCCCCAAGACCCCUGCCGCCUCUGCUCCUGCUGGGAAGGGAGCGUCAGCUGCAAACUCAAGGCCUGCCCUCCGGCCGAGUGCCCCUUCCCGGUGCCUGGGCCUUGCUGCAAGAGCUGUGAAGGGUGCGAGUACGUCUCCCAACGCUACCUGAGCGGGCAGAAGUUCCCAGACCCCCAAGACCCCUGUAGUCUGUGCUCCUGCCUGGACGGCUUCGUCUCCUGCACAAAGAAGCCCUGUUUCCAGGCACCCUGCAGCCACCCUCUGCGGACAUCCGGCCAGUGCUGUCCGACCUGCCAGGACUGCGCCUUUCAUGGGGUCACCGUUGCCAGUGGCCACUCCGUCCCUGAUCCAGCGGACCCUCUCUGCUCUGAGUGCACCUGCCAGGCGGGCUCAGUCCGUUGCAUGAAGAAGCCCUGCACGCCUGCCAACUGUGCCCAUCCGGUGCCUGGCCCAUGUGCCUGCCCCCUGUGCCAGGGCUGCAGGUUCCAGGGUCAGGACUACGGAGAUGGAGAGAGCGUCGCUUCCCAACACCAGCCAUGCGAGGAGUGCCAAUGCCUGCGUGGCACAGUGAAGUGCUCUCCCACCCCGUGCCCGCCCGCGCCGUGCCAGGAGCCCAUCACGCCCCCUGGGCAGUGCUGCCCCCAAUGCACGGGCGCCUGCCGCUACCAGGGGCAGCUCUACAAGAGUGGGGAGGUCUUCACUUCGCCCCAGGAUGCAUGCCACAAGUGUAUUUGUCGGGCAGGAACGGUGACAUGCCAGCCCAAGCCUUGCCCGCAUCAGUGUGCCCACCCCGUGCCCCUCGCCCGGACUGCCUGCUGCCCCUUGUGCGAUGGCUGCCUUUACGAGGGUCAGGAAUACGCCAACCGAGCGGUCUUCGCCCCGCCCUCCGAUUCCUGCCAGCGCUGCAGCUGCCUGGGGGGCAACGUGAUCUGCACCCCUGUGGCAUGCCCACCGGCCCUGUGUGCCAAACCCAGCCGAAAGCCUGGCGAAUGCUGUCCGCAGUGCCAAGUGUGCCAGCACGGAGGCCGGGAGUACCUUGAAGGCACCCAGUGGCUCUCGGCUUUGGACCCUUGCCAGGAGUGCUCCUGUGGGCCUGGGGGCGAAGCCUCUUGCCAGCCGGUACCCUGCGAGGCGACGCUCUGCUCGCACCCAGCUCCGGGCCCCUGCUGCCCCCUGUGCCAUGACUGCCUCUUCGAAGGGGAACGCUAUGCCCACGGGCAGGCUUUCCAGCCGGAGUCAUGCCUGCGGUGCUUCUGCCAGGAUGGCAAUGUCCACUGUGAGGUCAUCGUCUGCCCUCCUGCCACGUGUGCCCACCCAGUGACGGAGCCUGGAAUUUGUUGCCCACAUUGCAAAGGAUGCAUGCAGGAGGGCCAGGACCGGCCCAAUGGCAGCAGCUGGUUUUCUCCCUCGGAGCCCUGCCAGGCCUGCCUCUGUGCGGAUGGCGUCGUCACUUGCACCCGGAUCAUCUGCAUGAACACCUGCCCCGCGCAGGUGGAGAUGCCCGGGGAGUGCUGCCCGGUGUGUGCAGAUUGCAGCUACGGGGGCCGUAAAUACGGGCCAGGGGAGAGCUUCCAGCCUGGGGAAGACCCCUGUGAAGUCUGCACCUGUCAGCUUAUGUCGGACGGCCAUCCGCAUCUGCAGUGCCACCGCAGACGGUGCCCCAGCCUCCUGGAUUGCACCCAGGACCAGAUUCAGGCACCGACACCUGGCAACUGCUGCCCCACCUGUGCACAAGCCCUCAGCAACUGCACCUCCGCUCUGCUGGGCAACCAGGUCCAAGCCACGGAGGACCCCUGCUACACCUGUACCUGCCAGGAUCUGACCUGGGUCUGUGUGCUCCGAGGAUGCCCGUCGCUCAGCUGCCCCACCGCCGAACGCUUCACCCCCCCGGGGUCCUGCUGCCCAGUCUGUGACGAAUGCGUGAUUGAGCCUGACGGCCGGCAUGUGUCUGACGGGGAGACCUGGAAGGACAGCGUGGACAGCUGCGUGUCCUGUUCGUGCCACCUGGGACACGUCGAGUGCCACAUCCAGGAGUGUCUGCCCUUGGUGUGCCCAGAUGGCCUAGUGGAGGUGCGGGUGCCGGGCCAGUGCUGUGCCGAAUGCCGAGAUCCCAGCCAGAACUGCUCCCACCUGAGCCAGGUGUUCCAGUCCAACCAGCGUUGGCAGGUGGACGAAUGUACCUCCUGCACCUGUGUCUCCAACCAGGUGCAUUGUCGUCGUGAACGCUGCUCCCCGCCCGCCUGUGCUGCGGAUGAGACUCUGGCCCUGAUUCCCGGCGUGUGCUGCCCCCGCUGCGUCCCACAUCCCGCCACCUGUGUGGCCUUUGGUGACCCCCACUACCGGACGUUCGACGGCAAAAUGAUCCACUUCCAGGGGGGCUGCGUGUACGUCCUGUCCCAGGAUUGCCAUGGGGGGGACUUCAGCAUCCAUGUGACCAACGAGGAUCGUGGACGCCCGGGCGUGUCCUGGACUAAGGAGGUGACCAUGCUGAUCGGGGACACCACGGUGCAGUUGCUACAGGAUGGUGUGGUCACGGUGGACUCCCAGACUAUUAACCUCCCCUUCCUGAAGGAGCCCCAUCUCUCUGUGGAGCCAAAGGGGAGCACCCUGCUACUGAACACCAACAUCGGCGUCAAGGUGGUCUGGAACGGCCGCUCGCAUCUGGAAGUCAGUGUGCCCGGAACAUACAAAGGGCGCCUGUGUGGACUUUGCGGUAACUUCAACAGCUUCCCCCAGGACGAUCUGCGGAUGCGGUCAGGACACCUGAGCCUGUCGGAGGCAGCUUUUGGGAACAGCUGGAAGGUAGCCACCGCCAACUCUACAGGUUCGGACCGCUGCGCCGACGCUCUGGAUGCAGAUCCUUGCAAAGGAUCCGGGUACCGUUCCCGCAAAGAGGCCAAUGCCCGUUGCAAGGUGCUGAAGUCACCCCCCUUCGAGCGAUGCCACGCUGCCGUGCCCCCAGAGCCCUUCUUCGCUUCCUGCGUCUAUGACCUCUGCGCCUGUGGGGCUGCGGGCUUGGACAACUGCCUCUGCGAGGUCCUGGAGGCCUAUGCCAGCCAGUGCCGCCAUGCUGGCAUGAUGGUCCAGUGGCGCUCACCUACCCUCUGCGCGGUGGGCUGUCCCCAAGAGCGGGGCUACAUCUUCGAUGAGUGUGGACCCCCCUGCCCCAAGACCUGCUUCAACCACGCUAUACCCCUGGGGGUGCUGGAGUCCCACUGCUUUAAGCCCUGUGUGCCAGGUUGCCAGUGCCCAGCAGGUUUCGUAGAGCACCAGGCCCACUGCAUCCUCCCAGAGGCCUGUCCUCCCAUCGUCCAUAGCACUCUCUGAACUGGACUAUCUUGCUUGAUCUUCACUCCCUUUUGGGACACCCAUGGACCUUGGAGAGGGACCUUCAAAGCUGUUCUGGAGGUUCCUUUCCCACUCAACCAAAACACAACACACAGGUUCACACAUGCAGCUACCAUUCAAGGGUAGAAGCUAUCCCUGGUCAUGGAUUCUUGUGUCUGAAAAUUCUGGACCUCGGUCCUCAUGAACGAGGCGAAAACGGGGAAAGGAUUUCCAUGCCACAUUCCAGAACAAACAAUAAGUUUGAAUAAUGAACUGUAGUUAAUGAUGCAAAACCAAAUAAUUGGGAAAAGUUCACAAUUUGUCUUGUUUGGAUUGCAUUAUGGGCCAGAGAUAUACACAAUUCUCCAUCCAUAUCCCUUUUCUUCCUGGGCCUUCAGGUUCAAAUCACAAGCAUGCACAUCUCCUUUCACCUUCCAUUAACCAGAUUGGUGGGAAAAUACUAAUCCUUUCUUGUCCAAUUACAAAGCGCUCCUUGGUAGCGAAUUGGGCCCUUCUCAUUGCACCAACCUAAUCCAGAGCUUUCUGGAAGGGCUCCUAGCCCUCUUGCUGACAUUCUCCGGAUUGUGCUUUCAAUCAAUCUGGCUUUUUGCUGGGACACUUUCUCGGACAAUAUCAGGGAUGCCACCUAGCAGCUGUUGGCCACAAAGUCUGAAGGUUCUGAUAAUUGUAGUAGGGGUGGGGCUCCCCACAUUAGACAUCCACAGUCCCUCAGCUGGUUCCAUACCUAAGGUGUGUCUAGAAAUCACUGUCUCCUGGUUUCUAGGCUGUCACCUUACCAACAACAAACUGACCCCGCAGUCAGUCUCAAAUAACAGAAUAAGAGUUGGAAGGGACCUUGAAGGUCUUCUAGUCCAGUCCCCUGCUUAAGCAGGAGAUCUUAUACCAUGCCGUCUC